CUCAAACAGAGGGACUUUGAUUCAAUUGUUUCUUCUCCCAACUUUCUUACACAACCAAAACCCUUCACGGCUUCGCCGUCCCCUGUUUUUUUCCGGCGAUUUUCUCCUUCAAAGUCGCAACCUUUCUCUUCAAUCUAAACUGGGUUUCCCUAAAUUAAACUCCUUUCAUGGUUAGAAUCUUUCCGUUGAGUCUAAAAAAUGCUAUGGAGAUUCACCUGGGUAAAACAGAGAACAAAAACCAUUAACACACUACUCUGUUCCUCUCCCUUCCACACUCACCUCUCCCCAAACCCAAACAAAAAAACCAACUUUUCUCAACAGCGAGCUCCUCUAAAGCCACUCACACACGACGACGUCUACUCUCGAUUAAAAGCCUCUCCUCCCGAUCUAAAAACUCUAACUUUUUUCUUCCACUGCGCGAAACAGAGCAACUACUUCCACGACCAACGAGCUUUCCACCUCAUGGUCACCGUUGUCCAGAGUCUAACUCACCAAUACAAAACCAUUGAUCGAAUCAUAGAAGGCCUUAGACUCUCCGGCUGCGAAAUCAAGCCACGUGUUUUGUUACUAUUGCUUGAAAUCUUCUGGCGUGGUCAUGUGUAUGAUAAGGCUAUAGAGGUUUAUAGAGGCAUGAGUAGUUAUGGAUACGUGCCUAACACACGUGCCAUGAACAUGAUGAUGGAUGUUUUAUUCAAAUCCAAUCUUGUUGAUCGAGCUUUAGAGGUUUUGGAAGGGAUACGUGUUAAGAAGUUCUUUAGCUUUGAUAUUGCGUUGAGUCACUUGUGUGGUGGAAAAGAUGUGGUUAGGGUUAAGUUAGUUUUGAAGAUGAUGGUUAGAGAAGGUUUUUAUCCUAAUAGUGAGAGGUUUGGGCAGGUCCUUGGUGUGUUUUGUGGGAGAGGGUGUGUUGUUGAAGGGCUUCAAGUGGUGGGGUUGAUGAUAUGUAGUGGAGUCUCUGUGUCUGUUAAUGUCUGGAGUAUGUUGGUUAGUGGGUUUUUUAGGUCAGGAGAGCCGGAGAAGGCGGUUGGUGUGUUUAAUAAGAUGGUUUGUUGCUCUCCGAAUAUAGUGACGUAUACUAGUUUGAUCAAAGGGUUUGUGGAUUAUGGUAUGGUUGAUGAAGCGUUUAGUGUGUUGAGUGUGUUGCAAUCUAAAGGUUUAGCUCCAGACAUUGUUCUUGUGAAUGUGAUGAUACAUACGUUUACAAGACUCGGAAGAUUUGAAGAAGCUCGUAACGUUUUUAUUAGUAGUUUGAAGAAUAGGAAUCUUGUGGCGGAUGAGUAUACUUUUUCUUCAAUACUCUCUAGUCUAUGUUUGUCUAGAGAGUUUGAUCUACGUGUCACUAUUGGUACUAGUUUAGAGAUGGAUCUUGUGAUGGGAAACUCGCUUAUAAACUAUCUCUGCAAGGUUGGUAACACAGCAGCCGCGUUGAAAGUGUUCCGCGACAUGUCUAAUAAAGACUUAGCUUUGGAUUGCUAUACAUACACUGGCUUUCUCAUUGCUCUUUGUCAAGGAAAGGCACCUCGUGAUGCUGUAAUCAUGUAUAACAGAAUCAUAAAGAUGAAGAACAUUCGCCUUGAUGCUCAUUUUCAUACUGUGAUGAUCAAUAGUCUUGUAGAGCUUGGUGAGUAUAGUACAGCUAUUCGUUUGUUUAACAGAUGCGUCUCGGAGAAACAUCCGUUAGAUGUUGUGUCGUAUACUGUAGCAGUUAAGGGGCUUGUGCGUGGGAGAAGAUUGGAUGAAGCUUGUUCUCUCUUGUACAAAAUGAAAGAAGAUGGUGUUAUGCCUAAUGGGAGGACUUAUAGGACUAUUAUCUCUGGUUUGUGUGAGGAGAAAGAUAAGGAUAGAGUGAAAAAGAUUGUGUUGGAGUGCAUUGAGGAGGGAGUUGAGUUGGAUCCUAACACUAAGUUUAAGGUGGUUUGUCUCUUGUCUAGAUAUGGUAGAGACAGUUCUGAGUUUAGAUCGGUCUUUGAGAAAUGGUGUGGAAACGUUGAUGUUUCUGAUUCUUGCGAAGAGUUGUAUGUUUCUGCUGGUUGAGUUUUGAGAGAACUGUAUAAUGUAUGUGUACAAUUCUUUCAUGUAUUAUAGAACUGAAAUAUCUAAUUUCACAAAUAUAUUUU
Molecule: messenger RNA, 2114 nt
Organism: Eruca vesicaria subsp. sativa (arugula)
Lineage: Eukaryota; Viridiplantae; Streptophyta; Magnoliopsida; Brassicales; Brassicaceae
Source: the annotation of a GenBank genome assembly